UAGAGUGGUGUUUGUCAAAAGCUACCAAAUUGACUUUAAAAUAAUAAUAUUAAAUUGGAAAAAUUGCCCGGAAUAAUCCGACCUUUUGCCCGUCCGCUGAAAAUAAUCCCACCUUUGGAUUAUUUUUUAAUAAUCCCACCUUUAUACCCAUUCCGCUAUAAAUGGUCCCAUUUUACUUGGAACCGGUUGAGCAGGUAUUUUUUUUUUUAAGUAGAAUUUACACGUGUUGCUCCUUGAUUAAUCAAAAAAAUAAAAAUAAAAAAGUAGUAAAAAACCACCACCGCCACCUAAGCCACCCCAAUUCAGCCACCACCACCCAACCUAAACCCUAGAACCACUAUCCCACCCACACCUGAAACCACCAAGCUGACCGGAAUCCCACCGAGCCAAGCCAACCUAAACCCAAUUACCCAUUAACCCAAGUACCCAACCCCUUAACCACAUUAACCAUUUAACCCAACCCCUCCUCUGUGGACGACGACGACGACGCGGCUGGAAACGGUGGACGGGGGAGACGCGACGCGACCAGAAUCUGGGGAUGGGGGAAGUCGGCGCGUCGGAGCUGGGUUUAAGGGAGUUGGUGGGUUUUUCGCGGACGGAGCCUGGGUUUAAGGGCUGGGUUUUCACGGGGGUAAGAGUGAGGGAGAGGAUUGGUGGUUCAUGGGAGGGGAGGGUAAGCCGGAGCCGCGUGAAUGGGGUUGGCCGGUUGGGGGUUGGCUUGGUUUUGUGAGGAUUCGAGGGUGGUUCAUGUGGAGGUUCGUGAGGGAGGGAGGGGUUCGAGGGUGGUUCAGGGAAGGGGGUUCGAUUGUGGUUCAAGGGAGGGGUGGCAGGGGAGGCCAGCGCGCCGGGAUUGGUGGCAGGGGAGGCCAGCGCGCCGGAUUGGUGGCAGGGGAGGUGGUUUGGGUGGAUUCUAAAUUAAUUAAUUGUUUUUUUUUUAUUUUUUUUUAAUUUUAUUUUUUUGACUAAUUGGGUGCCAACACGUGGCUAGUAACUUGCUAUAACAAGUUAACUAACCGGUUGAGACCAAUAAAAAAGAUCGGGGGAUAAAGGUGAGAUUAUUAAAAAAUAAUCCAAAGGUGGGAUUAUUUUCAGCGGACGGGCAAAAGGUCGGAUUAUUGCGGGCAAUUUUUCCUAUUAAAUUUUGUAUUACUAUUUCAACAAUUAAUGGUGUUGAACACCUUCAUCAAAUAACAACUUUUAAUAACCACUACAAAAAUGUCACUAAAUAAAUACUUUUUGUUUAUCAUGAAGAUUGACUGGAGCUCCCUCGCUAGCUAUUAUAACAAUUAAUUUUGCCAAAUGUACCCUAAUUAUCAAAAAAAAAUGAUAAAAUAUUUUAAAUUCCCAAAUAACAAAUUCAUAUAAAUAUAUGAUAAUUCUAAUCUUUGAAACCCAACUAUCUCGAGUUCAGUUGAGUCGAGUCAAAUCGAACAAUCAACCCCCGACUAGCCGAGCAUUACCAUCCCAUAAAAAUACUAAAAUCCACAAAGGAAAAGAAUUUAACAUUGUACAUUUGUACAAGAGCAGCAAUGGCGACAACUUCUCUCUCCUCAAUAUCUUCCCUCAUUCUCACUCCUUUACAUCCUCAACAAAAACCCAUUUACCCCACUAACUUAUCAACCAAAUACCCAACAAUAAUCCGCUGUGCAAUUGCUUCUUCUACUUCUCGCAACUCAAGAUUAUCCGAACCCAAAAACAAGAAGAAAAUUUGGAGAGAAGGGGAAUUCCCAGCAAUUUCUCAGGGUUCAAUUCCAAAGAGAAGAACCCAGAUUAAGAAUGUCAAGAAGAGGCUUGAUCGUAAGGCUAAAGCUAAGGCUUGGGUUAAUACUGUUACUGAAGCUCUUUCUGACCUUAUCCUUAAGAAACAAUGGCUUCAAGCUCUUCAGGUGUUUGAGAUGCUGAGAGAACAAUCAUUCUAUCAACCAAAAGAAGGAACUUACAUGAAACUCCUUGUGCUGCUUGGAAAAUCAGGACAACCGCGACGAGCCCAGGAACUUUUUGAUACUAUGAUAGAGGAAGGGCUAGAACCUACAGUUGAGCUAUAUACUGCCUUGCUUGCUGCUUAUUGCCGCAGUUUCUUGAUUGAUGAAGCAUUUGCGAUUCUUAAUAAGAUGAAGGAGCUUCCUCUCUGUCAGCCUGAUGUUUUCACUUACAGUACUUUGAUUAAGGCUUGUAUUGAUGCUACUGAAUUUGAUUUAGUUGAGUCCCUCUAUAAGGAGAUGAAUGACCGAGGAAUUACUCCCAAUACAGUCACUCAGAACAUUAUACUCGGUGGGUAUGGUAAAGCUGGGAGAUAUGACCUAAUGGAGAAGAUUUUGUCUGAAAUGCUUCAUAAUCCCACUUGCAAACCUGAUGUGUGGACUAUGAACACUAUAAUUGCCUUGUUUGGAAAUAUGGGUCAAAUUGAGAUGAUGGAAAGGUGGUACGAGAAGUUUAGGGAUUUUGGGAUUGAACCAGAAACUAGGACUUUCAACAUCCUAAUUGGUGCUUAUGGGAAGAAGCGCAUGUAUGAUAAAAUGUCUACGGUGAUGGAAUACAUGCGCAAGCUUGAAUUCCCUUGGACUACUUCCACUUACAAUAAUGUGAUUGAGGCAUUUUCUGAUGUAGGGGAUAUGAAAAAUAUGGAAUUUGCAUUCGAUCAAAUGCGUGCUGAGGGCAUGAAAGCAGACACUAAGACCAUCUGUUGUCUUGUUCGGGGAUAUGCCAAUGCAGGUGUCUUUCAUAAAGUUGUGAGUACUGCUCAGUUGGCUGGAAGACUGGAAAUACCAGAAAAUACAUCGUUUUUCAAUGCUGUUAUUUUUGCAUGUGCAAAGGCUGAGGAUUUAAUGGAAAUGGAGAGGGUUUAUAAGAGGAUGAAGGAGAAACACUGCCAGCCGGAUGACGAUACUUUCACUGUCAUGAUAGAGGCUUACAGGAAGGAAGGUAUGAGCGACAAGAUAUAUGACUUGGAGCAGGAAAAAGAGAAGAUGGUCACUGACUCGAGUGAAGUGAUGGACACCAUGGGUGAUGUCUGAUUGAUGACUGUAUAUGAUUGAUUUGCAAAAUGUGGUUUUGGCCUUUGCAAUACUUCCCAAGUAAAGGAAUUCCUUCUGUUGUCAUCCUGUUUUCAUGACCAUAAAAAAAAAUCUCUUCAGUCACUGCAGCGAUGCAGGAGGUCCUUCAAUCAUGCAGAAAAUGCCUAUGAGGUUGAACAGAUGAAGUAAUGAAGCCUACACACUUCUGGAAGCUAGUACUCCUAGUGGUGUAUCUUCUACAGUUGUUGAACGACCUUGCAGUUUUGUUUCUUGAAGAAGAGCAAGAUGACAUAUAUGGUCUUUAUAUUAAUAGGUAGAUUUUGACAAUUGUUAGUAAAAUGGGGUAGUGUAGGAAUUAGUUGGUCAAGUUCUUACAUUGUGCAUAGUUGAGUGUUAUGCUCUAUGUAUUAAGCGUAAUUAUUAUCAUUUUGCAUGGUUUUUCGAGAAUGUACUUACAGGGAUAUUUCAGUGCAGAAAACAGUGUUUCAGUUAGUAA
Molecule: messenger RNA, 3510 nt
Organism: Chenopodium quinoa (quinoa)
Lineage: Eukaryota; Viridiplantae; Streptophyta; Magnoliopsida; Caryophyllales; Amaranthaceae
Product: pentatricopeptide repeat-containing protein At3g06430, chloroplastic-like
Exons: 2
Coding region: 1530-3014 (494 amino acids)
Molecular function (GO): mRNA binding; protein binding
Source: RefSeq, a predicted model, not a curated record